Molecule: messenger RNA, 2011 nt
Organism: Xiphophorus couchianus (Monterrey platyfish)
Lineage: Eukaryota; Metazoa; Chordata; Actinopteri; Cyprinodontiformes; Poeciliidae
Gene: armc1
Product: armadillo repeat containing 1
Exons: 7
Coding region: 346-1176 (276 amino acids)
Molecular function (GO): metal ion binding
Source: RefSeq, a predicted model, not a curated record
CGGUGUGCUUCAAAACCCAAACACUGUGCACAGCUGCUAGCAAAAGAAGCGCAGGGGAAGAAAGGGGACACAGGCCAAGGGGUGGUGAAAUUGUUUUUGUUACUAUUUACUUUAUUUAGUUUCGUAACAUAGCUAUCGGUUCAGGUGUCAAUUUUGUAUUCGUAGUGGCUGAGUUGAUCCGGAUUUGGCUUGGGACUUUCAUGACCAACUGACAUAAAGCUAGCUUUGGAGUACGGAUAGUUAGCUUAGCCUAGCCGCUGCUGAAUCGGCUGUGUACAACAGGGCGUGAUUUAAGUAAAGAGAACAGGUUGGUUUGAUGCACGUGCCAUCAAAGCCGGAGGCACCAUGAGUGCGGAGGUGGAUGCACUGACUGUGGUAAACCAGCUGAGAGAUCUCGCUGCGGACCCCCUGAAUCGAAGAGCCAUAGUUGAGGACCAGGGUUGCCUGCCGGGGCUCAUCCUUUUUUUCGACCAUCCUAACCCACAGGUUGUCUACUCUGCACUGUUGGCUGUGCGCUACCUGGCAGAAUGUCGGGCCAACAGGGAGAAGCUGAAGGGCGAGCUGGGCAUGAUGCUGAGCUUGCAGAAUGUCAUGCAGAAGAGCACAUCACCCGGGGAGACCAAACUGCUGGCGUCUGAGAUAUACGAGAUUCUGCAGUCAGCUGGUAAAGAAGAGGCUGAGCAGGCCGAGGCAGCCGCUGCGUCCUGCCGCCGUAAAGCCCACUUCUUCCUCGGCUCCAACAACAAAAGGGCCAAAACUGUAGUUUUGCACAUCGACGGACUGGACAACUCUACUCGAAGGAGCCUGUGUGAGGAGGCUUUGCUAAAGAUACGAGGAGUCAUCAGUUUCACCUUCCAGAUGGCCGUGAAGCGAUGCGUUGUCCGUAUCCGUUCUGACCUUAAAGCUGAGGCAUUGGGAACAGCAAUUAACUCCACCAAAGUAAUGAAGGCUCAGCAGGUGGUGAAGACAGAGGACGGCGGAGAGCUGAUGUUACCAUUCCAGGAGGACGCGUCGGUGCUGGUGGAGGAGAACACAGACAUCCCAGACUACCUACCUGAGGACGAGAGUCCAUCGCAGGAGCAGGACAAGGCCGUCACCCGGGUGGGGUCGGUCACAGAUGGCCUGGGCUGGCUCAGCACGGCCGCCAACUUCCUGACACGUUCGUUCUACUGGUGACAGCUUCCCGCGUCUCACUCAGCAUAGUGUCGGUUUUCACCCUGUGUCACUAGUUUUAGGUUCCCCUCUCAACAGCACAUGUGCUGGACUGCCAGUUGGAACAUGCAAUAACUUUAACAUGUGCAAAUAUUAGGCUACAAAUCCCACAACAAGGCUGUUUGCUCACAACUAUAAACUAACUGCAGAUAUCUAGAGGACAUAGCCAAAGGACUCUAUAUCCAGCAGAACCAAAUAGCUUCCUGGAAAUGAGUAAUGCUAUGUUGAACUAGUAGAUAAAUGGGAGGUUCUGUUUCAUUUCUUUCUGUGCAUGAGUUCAGCUCUUCAUUUCCUUCCAUCUAUUCCAAUAUUUUCUCAUUAGAUUCUUUAUCCUUUAAAUUUGUUACAUUUUCAGUUACGUUUUGUUUGUUCUUUUCAGCAUGCUACGUGCCAAUCUCGCCCGUUGCCUACGUCCACAAAUAAUUUGUGCGGUUUUUGAGAGUUAGUUGUAAUUAUUUAUUGAUACUUUACUCAAAUGAUUUGAGAGCUCUGAGCAAACGCUGUUAGUUCACAGAAAAAAGUAGACACCAGCAGAAACUGCUGCUCAUUCAGCCGCCAGCUCCCGUGCGUUGGACUGAAUUGUGAUUUUUAAAUCACAGCUUAUGAGUGUUUUGGCUGAUUGUUGCAGGGCAUCCAGAUACAUCCAAAUGUCAUCUGUGAGUUAAUUUAAUGAAGUAAUUCAGUUUAAAAAGUGAAGCUUCACUUCACAUGGCUCUAUUUCAGAAGUUUAUUUCUGUUAGCUUUGAUGACUCUGGCUUACAAGUAAUGAAAACACAAAAUUCAGUUUUGUGGAAAAAUA